CAGCUUCUGGAUGAAUCACGGCCCAAAACAAAACGGGGCCAGCAACACCUCACACAAGGCUGCGGGUUUCUGCCACCCGGCCAUGUCAUUCCACGACCCCGUACAAGAACCGAACGAAAAAUGACUGAACCAGGUGCCAACGACACGCCUGGCAGCUUCGAUCUCGAACAAGCCAAGGCUGCACUGACCUCGUCGUCGACAACUUCCCGGAUCGCCCAAUUGCGGGGAGUUGACGAGAAGCUCUCGCAAAAGGCCCUCGACAGGACAACGACUCUCGGAAUCCUCAAGGUGCUCUUCUGGACACAUGCCUUCUAUACCGACCGACCAUCUCGACAAGCAGUACAAAAAUGUCUGGUAUCGCUAUGCCAAGUAGGGAAUACCGACAUCCUCACACCUCUCGUUGCCGCGAUCCGCCAGGAGGCCCAGAAACCAGGGAUUGCGCCUGACAGUGCGUUUGUGCUAGUAGAGUGGUGCAGCCUGUUGACGCAGAACUUGUCGGGCACACCAUUAUGGGACAAGUUCGGCAAGGAUGUCACACUGGCUACGGCCGAUGGCCUGGACAAGUGCCUACAACCCACAGCAAAGGGGACAGUAGGCACGUCGGCCCUGGUCAUCACAAGGCGGGGCCUCCGAAAGCUGGCCUCAGCAGACCAAAAGGGGAUCGAUGCCGCCAUCCAACUCCUGGCCGCCAAGGGAAGCCAACCCGUCGCCAAACAUGCGGUGCUGCUGGGGGCUAUUGCGGGCGUCUGCUCUCGCAAGCCAGAAGUGAAACCCGUCGUUGAGGGGUUGAAGGGCCAGUACUUCGCCUUCUACAUUCGCGAAAUCGUCGGGUCACGGACACCGAUUCCCGCCCAUCUCGCGGACGGCCUUGCCGAUUUCUUUUCCGCCUUUGCCUCGCUUGAGGAUCUCGAAAAGGAGGUGUUCCCGGCGCUGGAGAAGGGCUUCCUGAGAGCUCCCGAGGUGGUGUUGAACGACCUGAUCACGCCCCUCGUGCGCUCCGUGUCUCAGUUUGACCUGUCCAAAGCCCUGAGCGGACGCUUCAUCAAGCCGCUACUAUCCAACAUCAAAUCAUCCAAUGCCGCCAUCCGCAGCGGCGCCGUGGCAGCCUUUAGAGCGAUUUCCUCCACCUGUCAAGACCCCGCGCUUCUAGAACCGGUCGCCGACGAAGUUCUUGGGCCCUUGAAAUCUGGCAAGCUUGCCUCCGCCGACCACAGGGUUCUUCAUUCAGAAAUGCUGGUUUCCCUGCCCUCGUCGAAAAGCAUCGCAACCAAGAUUGCUUCCGGACUUCCUGCCGUAGUCGGCAAGGAGGCAAAUGAGGCGGCCCUGAGUGCCGAGACUCUGGCUCUAAACGCCAGUGCCGCUACUCUUCUUCGCGAUACCGAGGUGCCGAAACCACUCCUGGAUGCAUACGCUAAAGGCCUGGCCGAUAAAAAGCCACCAGUACGGCGGCUUUGGAUUCUUCGUACUGGAGAUCUCCUACAGAAGUUUACCGAGGAUGCUCAAGGGGAGCUAUCCAAAGGGGCAGUGGCCUUUGCCGAAGCCACCGUCCCACCCCUCCUGUCCGCGUUCAAUGAUGUUACCGCAAACCCAGUGGCCGCCGCACAGAGUGGGCUUGUCACUGGGGCACUGGUGGUAUGUGGCCUCGGAGCUCUUCUUAGCCGCCUCGAAAGCGCCAGUGUACAAUCACUGGUGAAGAAGGCAUCCAUACAAAAGAACAGCUUGGCUGUAGAGCCAAAACCUUCGUUCCUACUUAAUCAACGGAUAUACAGCAAAUUCACUGAAGACGACCUCAAGUGGCUCUGUCGUGCUCUGUCCGAGAUAGUACCCGCCCUUGACUCCAGCUCUGACGCGGUCAAGGUUGCGUGGGCGCAGGCCUAUCUCUACCUCGUUUGUUCGACAGCCUCAUCUCCCGCUGUGCGCCGGCAGGCCCUCCAGGCACUUUCCGAUCUCUGUGCUCGCACCAUCGGCGGUGAAGGAGUCUCUGUUUCGGCAGCAAUCAUCAAUGGUGUAUGGCAUUGGGUCGAAGCCACGGAAACGGCCGAGAAAGAGAGUGCAGCCGUGUUGGCCAAAUCCGGCAAUUCCAACCUUCACCUAGUUCUCAGGUCGAUCUGCCUUACCCCUCAAGAGUUUGGGGACCGAGCCGGCCCUGGAGUGGACAAGUCCCAACUCGAAGCUCAAAUGUGCUCUCUCCUCGUACUAGCUAAGCCCCAACUUAUCCCUCGGGCGAGCUGGAUCCAGCUCUGCUUGCGGGUGGAACUGGACCCUGGUGACUUGGCGAAGAAGUACGAGGAGCCUUUGAUCCAGGAGAUUGUCGGGCGAACCGGGUUCGGCCAGAAGUCCGAGUCCGCCAAAAGUGCGGCUUACAGCGCGGCCGCCGAGCUCGUCUUUGUCGCCCCCGAAACCAUGACCCCUCGCAUCAUUGCCCUCAUUCGAGAGGACCUUGACGCUACCCAGCUUCAGGGAAUUGGCCCUCUCGAGGCCGCCAUCUUCCGCACCCCUGAAGGGACGGCGUUUGUGGAUGUCCUCGCGAAGAAGCAGAACGUCGUCCCAAAUAAAAACGUCAAGGACUACGACACGUUGAAGUGGGAAGAAGAACUAAGGGCACAGUUGGCCCAAAAGAAGGGCACGCAAAAGAAGCUCACCGCGGAUGAAACUGCAAAAGUCAACGCCCAGCUUAAGAAGGAGGGCGAGAUCCGCGAAAAUGUCCGGCAAGCCGCUGCCAAGUUGUUGCGCGGCUUCGGCAUUGUCAAGGGUCUCGCAACUGGCCCGCCCUCGGAUGCCAGCCGCUGGAUGGGUCCUGCUGUCCACGCUACUCUGGCGUCUAUCAACGCAGGAGCGUCGCUCAUCACUGCAGAAACCGGGCCGAUGGCGCUCAUCUCCUGCGCAGGCCAAGCUACUUCGCGCCUUGGAACCAUCCGCCCAUUCAUCGGAGCGGCCACGUUGCGCGCCCACGAGGUCUCCGCGCUCCCGGAAUCCCUGACCCAGGAGCCCUUUGAGGAUGUAGUCACAAGAGUGCUCUACCGUCUUCGCUUUGCCGGCGAACAGCGGCCCUUCGACCCCGUCACUCUCAUCUAUAUCCUACCGCUUGUUAUGUUGGUUCUUGAGAAGGGGGGCUUUGGCGCCAACGCCGAUGACCGAGAUGCCCAGUUGGUCCUUGCCAUCGAGACCCUAUCCUUCCACACGAAUGUUGCGGCAGACGAGGUCAUUCCGCGCGGCGAAAUCCUCCAUGCCCUCAUUUCCUCGAUGGAAAAGUACAGCCAACACUACAAGAUCAUCAAGGACUGUUUCUCUGACAUGGUACGGUGCGUCGCUCCGAAUAUGACCAUCGAAGAGACCGGUGUCCUAUCGCGCGGCACCAUCGUUCCCAAGGCCAGCGUGCGGACCGCAGUGCUGCAAGCAAUCAGCGCCGAGGUCGACAUGAGCGAGGCGGGCGUGUCGGAAGAGAUUUGGGUUGCGUGCCACGAUGACAUCGAAGAGAACGUGGAUCUUGGCCGCGAGAUCUGGGAGGAGAGCGAGUUCCAAACAUCAGAGGAACUUGCGCACAAGAUGUUGCCCUAUUUGGAGAGCAAGGACACCCAGCUUCGGCGCGCCGCUGCCAAGUCCCUGGCGGAGACAUCCAGCGAACACCGUACCGUCAUCACCCCCGUUCUCGAGAAGCUCCGGGCGUCGUAUGUCGAACUCGCAAAGCCGCGCGUUCAACAGUUGGACGAGUUUGGCAUGCCAAAGAAGAUGGACCUGUCGGAUCCUUGGGAGGCACGACACGGCAUCGCCAUGGCCUUCAGGCACCUUGCUCCUCAUCUAGAGAAGUCACAACUCGAACCCUUCUUCAACCUUCUCAUCGAGCAGGGCCCGCUCGGUGACCAAAACGCAACGGUGCGUGGCGAGAUGCUUGACGCUGCCAACACCGCCAUCGAAGUCCAUGGCAAGGGCAUUCUAGACAAGCUUAUGAAGACGUUCGAAAAGACCCUGGAAGCGCCUGACAAGCACUCGGAGGCUGCGGACCGCGUCAAUGAGGCCGUCAUCAUUAUGUAUGGUGCACUAGCCCGCCAUCUGAAGCCUGGGGACAAGAAGAUCCCCGUUGUCAUUGAACGGCUCCUUGCAACUCUAAGCACGCCGUCCGAGGCAGUGCAAUACGCCAUCGCCGAAUGCCUUCCGCCUCUCGUCCGGACCUGCGGUGACAAAUCGGCCAAGUACUUCGAUCAGGUCCUCGAAACAAUGCUGACGUCCAAGAAAUACCCCGAGCAGCGUGGAGCCGCCUAUGGUCUGGCAGGUCUCGUGCUUGGCAGAGGUAUCAGCGUCCUAAGAGAGUACCGCAUCAUGAUCACCCUCAGCAGUGCUCUAGAGAAUAAGAAAGAGAUCAACCAGCGGGAAUCUGCCAUGCUGGCAUAUGAGCUUCUCUCUACCAUUCUCGGCCGACUUUUCGAGCCGUAUGUGAUCCAAAUCGUGCCACAACUGCUCACAGGAUUUGGCGACGGCAACGCCGAUGUACGCGAUGCUGCGCUGGCAGCAGCCAAGGCAUGCUUCGCGUCGCUAAGUUCGUACGGCGUCAAGCAAAUCUUGCCAACGCUCCUGGACGGCCUUGACGAGGACCAAUGGCGCAGUAAAAAGGGCGCAUGCGACACGCUCGGUGCCAUGGCUUAUCUUGACCCCCAGCAACUUGCUCAAAGCCUGCCGGAAAUUAUCCCGCCGCUGACAGCCGUCUUGAAUGACAGUCACAAGGAGGUUCGAUCCGCUGCGAACAAGAGCUUAAAGAGAUUCGGUGAGGUUAUCACCAAUCCCGAGGUCAAGGGCCUCGUCGACAUCCUCCUCAAAGCGCUCAGCGACCCGACAAAGUACACCGACGAAGCUUUGGAAUCGCUUAUCAAGGUCCAGUUCGUGCAUUACCUCGAUGCCCCGUCCUUGGCCCUUGUCAGCCGCAUCCUCCAGCGCGGCCUCGGCGACCGGUCCAACACCAAGCGCAAGGCUUCCCAAGUCAUUGGCAGCUUGGCACAUCUCACUGAGCGCAAGGACCUUAUUGCGCACUUGCCCGUGCUUGUGGCCGGCCUCAAAACCGCCGUUGUCGAUCCGGUGCCGACUACCCGUGCGACUGCCUCUCGUGCUCUCGGGUCACUCGUAGAAAAGCUCGGCGAGGACGCGCUGCCGGAUCUCAUCCCCGGUCUCAUGCAAACUCUCAAGUCCGACACCGGUGCUGGCGACAGACUCGGUUCUGCCCAAGCACUCAGCGAGGUUCUCGCCGGCCUGGGUACAUCAAGGUUGGAGGAGACGCUCCCUACCAUCCUACAAAAUGUCGAAUCUACCAAGUCGUCCGUCCGCGAGGGUUUCAUGUCGCUAUUUAUCUUUUUGCCCGUCUGCUUCGGCAACAGCUUCGCCAACUACCUCGGCAAGAUCAUCCCACCCAUCCUCUCUGGUCUUGCCGACGACGUCGAGACCAUCCGUGAGACGGCUCUUCGGGCUGGUCGGCUGCUGGUCAAGAACUUUGCUGUACGCGCAGUUGACCUACUUCUCCCCGAACUGGAGCGUGGUAUGGCCGAUGACAGCUAUCGCAUCCGUCUCAGCUCAGUCGAGCUUGUGGGCGACCUGCUCUUCAACCUCGCGGGCAUCAAGGCCAAUGACGAGGAGGAAGAGGAAGAAGAGGACCAGGAGGUCACCAGAGAAGCUGGUGCGUCCCUCCGCGAGGUCCUGGGAGAAGAGAAGCGGAACAAGAUCCUCUCCGCGCUGUACGUCUGUCGCUGCGAUACUGCCGGUUCUGUGCGCUCCGCUGCCGUUAGCGUGUGGAAGGCCCUGGUUCACAGCCCGCGGAUGCUCAAGGAGUUGGUCCCUACACUCACCCAGCUUAUUAUCCGGCGCCUGGGCAGCUCCAACAUGGAACACAAGGUUAUUGCCAGCAACGCCCUUGGCGAGCUCAUCCGCAAGGCCGGCGACAGCGUCCUGGCUACACUCCUUCCUACACUCGAGGAAGGGCUACAGACAUCACACGACGUGGACGCCAAGCAGGGCAUCUGCCUGGCUCUCAAGGAGCUCAUCUCAUCCGCCUCGCCAGAGGCCCUCGAAGACCACGAGAAGACGCUCAUCUCGGUCGUGCGCACAGCUCUCACGGACUCAGACACCGACGUCCGCGAGGCCGCGGCCGAGGCGUUCGACUCGCUGCAGCAAAUCCUCGGCAAGCGGGCCGUCGACCAGGUUUUGCCUUUCCUCCUCAACUUGCUCCGCUCCGAGGAAAACGCGAACAAUGCGCUUGCCGCCCUUCUCACCCUACUUACCGAGUCUACACGGUCCAAUAUCAUUUUGCCGAACCUUAUCCCUACCCUCAUCACGCCACCUAUUUCGGCCUUCAAUGCCAAGGCGUUGGCCUCCCUGUCCAAGGUCGCCGGUGCUGCUAUGAACCGCCGGCUGCCGAACAUCAUCAACUCGCUCAUGGACAACAUUGUCAACUGCACCGAAGAGGAGCUACGGAAAGACCUCGAUACCUCGUUCGACACGGUCAUCCUGUCCAUUGAUGAGUACGACGGCCUUAAUGUGGUCAUGAACGUGCUGCUACAGCUCAUCAAGCACGAGGACCACCGCAAGCGUGCCGCAACGGGCCAUCAUCUUGCCAAGUUCUUCGCGGCGUCGGAUGUGGACUACUCGAGAUACAACCAAGACAUCAUCCGCGGCCUCCUAAUAUCGUUCGAUGACAGAGAUAUGGACGUUGUCAAGUCGGCAUGGAGCGCACUACAGGAGUUCACGAAGCGACUCAAGAAAGAGGAGAUGGAGGCCCUUGUCCAGUCCACGAGACAAGCACUCCUGCACGUUGGUGUUGCAGGCCACAACCUGCCCGGCUUCGAGCUUCCCAAGGGCAUCAACGCCAUCCUGCCCAUCUUCCUGCAAGGUCUCAUGAAUGGUACAGCGGAUCAGAGAGUAUCGGCUGCCUUGGCCAUCUCGGACAUCGUCGACAGGACGAGUGAAAGCUCGCUCAAACCAUUCGUCACGCAGAUUACUGGUCCGCUCAUCCGUGUGGUCUCGGAGCGCUCUACCGAGGUCAAGUCGGCCAUUCUCCUCACUCUCAACAACCUGCUCGAGAAGAUGCCCACGGCGCUCAAGCCCUUCCUGCCUCAGCUGCAGCGCACGUUCGCCAAGUCGCUCGCCGAUACUUCGAGCGACGUCCUUCGGAGCCGGGCUGCCCGCGCACUCGGCACGCUUAUCAAGUUUACCCCGCGUGUCGACCCUCUCAUUGCCGAGCUGGUGACGGGAUCCAAGACAACCGAUGCCGGCGUCAGGACCGCCAUGCUCAAGGCGUUGUACGAGGUCAUCAGCAAGGCGGGCGCCAACAUGGGCGAGAGCUCGCGCACGGCCGUCUUGGGGUUGAUUGAUACCGAGACCGACGAACGCGACACCGCGAUGACUGUGACCAACGCCAAGCUGUUCGGCGCUCUCGUCAAGAACGUGUCGGCAGAAGUGGCGACCGGGCUGCUAAAGAACCGAGUCAUGACGCGCGACUUCAGCAACUCGAGCGUCCUGGCCCUGAACGCCGUGCUCCUUGAGAGCGCGGACACCCUGUUGGACUCGCCCCUGGCAGACGACCUGCCCGAGCUGCUGUGCCAGGGGAUGGAGAGCAAAGAUCCCUCGAUCGUCGACAACUUCAUCGUGGCCACAGGCAAGUACCUGCUCAGCGACGCAGCCAAGCCCUUCGAGAGCACCAAGGCCAUCUUCACGACGCUCGCACAAACAAUCCCGCCCGGCGGACCGACCGACUCACGCCGCCUCGCGCUGGUCGUCGCGCGCACGCUCGCGCGCGCCCACCCGGACAUGGUGCGCCCGCACCUCGGCAUGCUGGCCCCGCCGGUCUUCGCCUCGGUCCGCGACGUCGUCAUCCCCGUCAAGCUGGCCGCCGAGGCCGCCUUCGUGCAGCUCUUUGCCGUCGCCGACGAGGAGGCGAAGGUGUUUGACAAGUGGAUUGCUGCUGCCGCGGAUUUGCAGCCGAAUGUCAAGCGCAGCAUGCAGGACUACUUCAAGCGCGUUGCGCUGCGGCUGGGCGCGCAGGUCAGGGAGCGCCGUGAGGCGGAGGGCGGUGCCGGGGGGUUGGGCCUGGCGAAUGAUGAGGUGGAGGAUGAGAAGGAGAUUAUGGCGGUGGGGAAGGUGGAUGUUGGGUCGGAUGUGUUUUCGGCGGAGUAGAUAGGUAGGUGGGUGGUUGAUGGGGGGGUGUCUGUGUC
This is a messenger RNA of Chaetomium fimeti, 8189 nucleotides long. RefSeq names its product armadillo-type protein. Gene Ontology annotation, cellular component: cytosol. Gene Ontology annotation, biological process: cellular response to amino acid starvation; regulation of translation. NCBI's taxonomy places the organism in Eukaryota, Fungi, Ascomycota, Sordariomycetes, Sordariales, Chaetomiaceae. Gene Ontology annotation, molecular function: protein kinase regulator activity. Bases 121 to 8151 code for a protein of 2676 amino acids. The record is from RefSeq and is a predicted model, not a curated record. The transcript is spliced from 4 exons.